AACGCGGGAAGGAGGGGCGGGGCCUACUGUGGCGGUCGGGAACUGCGGGAGACGGCAACAUUGUUUUAAGUUGGACAAAUUGACAAGAGCGAGAGAUACACUGCGUUCUAUCCCGACCUGGGGGCGAGGUGCCCGGCGGUGUCUCUUCCUCCUCAGUCCCCCAGACUCAGGGCCCGAUUUCUUCAGGGUUCCCAGGCCCCCGCUCCAGGGCCGGGCUGACACGACUCUCUAGCGCUUCAUGGAGAACUUCCAAAAGGUGGAAAAGAUCGGAGAGGGCACGUACGGAGUUGUGUACAAAGCCAAAAACAAGGUGACGGGAGAAGUGGUGGCGCUUAAGAAAAUCCGCUUGGACACUGAGACAGAGGGUGUACCCAGUACUGCGAUACGAGAGAUCUCUCUGCUUAAGGAACUUAACCACCCUAAUAUUGUCAAGCUGCUGGAUGUCAUCCACACAGAAAACAAACUCUACCUGGUUUUUGAGUUUCUGCACCAGGAUCUCAAGAAAUUCAUGGAUGCCUCUGCUCUCACUGGCAUUCCUCUUCCCCUCAUCAAGAGCUAUCUGUUCCAGCUGCUCCAGGGCCUAGCUUUCUGCCAUUCUCAUCGGGUUCUGCACCGAGACCUCAAACCACAGAAUCUCCUUAUCAAUGCCGAGGGGGCAAUUAAGCUAGCAGAUUUUGGACUAGCUAGAGCCUUUGGAGUCCCUGUUCGUACUUACACCCAUGAGGUUGUGACCCUGUGGUACCGUGCACCUGAAAUCCUUCUGGGAUGCAAAUACUACUCCACAGCUGUGGAUAUUUGGAGCCUGGGCUGCAUCUUUGCAGAGAUGGUGACUCGCCGGGCCCUAUUCCCUGGAGAUUCUGAGAUUGACCAACUCUUCCGGAUCUUUCGAACUCUGGGGACCCCAGAGGAGACAGUUUGGCCAGGAGUUACUUCUAUGCCUGAUUAUAAAGCGAGUUUCCCCAAGUGGGCCCGGCAAGAUUUUACCAAAGUUGUACCUCCUCUGGAUGAAGAUGGACGAAGCUUGUUAUCGCAAAUGCUGCACUACGACCCCAACAAGCGCAUUUCAGCAAAGGCAGCUCUGGCUCACCCAUUCUUCCAGGAUGUGACCAAGCCAGUACCACACCUUCGACUCUGAUGCCCUUCCCCCUGCCCCCACCCUCAGUUCUACCCUCUCCUCCAGUGUGUGCCUGACCUGGCUUGGCUCUGGGCUAUUUGGACUCACAUGGGCCUUCUGAUCUUGUCUGACUGCCUUAACACUUACCUUACCUACUUGGCCAGCCAGCUCUGGGGAUACAGGGACUGGGGGGGAGAAGGAUGGAAAUGAAAAGGAUUUUCAGUAUUAGAGCACUUAAGGCGGCCUUUACAACCCUCUCCCCCUCCUCUUAGUCAUUGCUGAGGAGAGCCAGUUUCUAAAAAUAGACCAACCCCCCCCCACACACACACAUUGGGUUUGCCAUCCCAAGCCAUUUCUGAUGCCCCUUAAU
Messenger RNA from Orycteropus afer afer, 1484 nucleotides. It is a transcript of the gene CDK2, whose product is annotated as cyclin dependent kinase 2. NCBI's taxonomy places the organism in Eukaryota, Metazoa, Chordata, Mammalia, Tubulidentata, Orycteropodidae. Gene Ontology annotation, biological process: regulation of G2/M transition of mitotic cell cycle; signal transduction; G1/S transition of mitotic cell cycle. The record is from RefSeq and is a predicted model, not a curated record. Gene Ontology annotation, cellular component: cyclin-dependent protein kinase holoenzyme complex; nucleus; cytoplasm. Gene Ontology annotation, molecular function: ATP binding; cyclin binding; cyclin-dependent protein serine/threonine kinase activity.